CAGAAUUUCUGAAGUUUUUUUCCACUUAUUUUUUAAACUAACACUACACAAUACUUCUACUUCACGUAGAGUAACAACAAAUUUUCUUUCUAUUUAAAGGUACCAUUUAAUUUUCACACUACUUUUGCAAGAGAAAAAACAACAACAAACCGUUCCAGCAAACUUAACGAAUAUUUCGUGCAGUAUGUCGUUCAACAAGCGCUCAACGACCAACAAAAUAGAACGACCUGUUGAGAGGGAAUCUAUAAUCUCGUCAAAAAAAAAAGAACGAAAACAAUGAGAAACAGUCACUUGCUUAUACGGCCAUUUGAAAAAUCAAUCGAGAAAUCAAUAUUUGCAUACAACACAAACAGCAUCUCGAAGCAAUAGAAAACAGUUGAUUCAUAGCAAAACAAGGAACGGGUUUUAGUAGCUGCAGUAACAUUACUCCAAAAGCGAUCGACUGAUUUGCCGGAAAAAUGAAAUCCGAAAAGGAGGAUGAAAGUUUCUCGGUAGCGACUUCCACCCAAGCGAUGUGUGAUAUUCUAAACGAACACAAAUGUCUGAUUUGUGACAAACAAUUCGCCAACAAAAGUAGUCUCAGCAAACACGUUUUAUUGCAUGAAGACAAGCGCUUAUUUGGUUGUGAUAUUUGCGAGAAAAGUUAUAAUUUGAAGGCUCACCUAAGCAGGCAUAUGAUCGUCCAUUUUGGAGACAAACCGUUCACGUGUGAUGUAUGUGGCAAAGAAUUUCGAAAUCCUGACAAAUUGAAGCGUCACCACCUUCUUCAUACCGGUGAGCGGCCGCACAAAUGCACCGUUUGUGGAAAAUGUUUUACCUUUAAGACUGAACUAGGCAUGCACAUGUCCGUACAUACGGGUGAUUAUAAGCAUAAGUGUGAUGUGUGCGGCAAAGGAUUUGUGCAAAAGUCGCAUUUGAAAGACCACGAAAACGUUCAUACGGGAGAGCGACCGUAUCAAUGCAGUGUAUGCGGGAAAGACUUUGCCACUAAAGCUGGAUUAACCCAACACAACAAUGUUCACACUGAUCGGCACAAGUGUGACGUGUGUGGCAAGGAGUUCUCUAGGAAGUUUACACUGGCACUGCACAAACGCACUCAUGCAGCUGAACAGUCAAUUGAUUCGCUCGUCGAACCAACAGCACUCAGUGGCAAACUAAACGAGAAAAACCCACACGGUUCUUGUAACUUUGAUGCAAUUAAUCGAACUGACCAAGUACGAAAUGUUAUUCCAAAGAAAAAGGAAAUAUCAAUUGACUCGGUAGCAUCUUCCACUGGAACAAACGAUUCUCUGAAUAAACACAAAUGUUUGAUAUGUGACCGACAAUUCGCCAUCCAAAGUAGUCUCGACAAACACGUUUUAAAGCAUGAAGUCGAGCAGCCAUUCAGUUGCGACAUUUGUGGGAAAAAAUUCCAAUUUCAAUGUCUCCUAACCAAGCAUUUGACCGUCCAUACCGGGGAAAAACCGUUCACGUGUGAUGUGUGUGGCAAAGGAUUUAAUAACGCUGGAAUGUUGAAGUACCACCUCAAUAUUCAUACCGGUGAGCGAUUGUACAAAUGCACUGAAUGCGGGAAAGAUUUCCACUCUAAAUCGACUCUUAAACAACAUACGUACCUUCAUACAGGCGAGCGUCCGUUCAAAUGCACCGUAUGUGGGAAAAGUUAUACCUCUAGUUCUCCAUAUCUCACACACAUGGCUACACACACGGGUGAUUAUAAGUAUUCGUGUGAUGUGUGCGGCAAAGGAUUCGUUUACGAAACACUGUUGAAGGAUCACAAAAACCGUCACACAGGAGAGCGGCCUUACGAGUGUACUGAGUGUGGAAAAAGUUUUAUCAGUAACAAGCAUCUAAAAUCACACAAGUCCACACACACGGGUGAAUAUAACUAUACAUGUGACGUGUGUGGCAAAGGAUUCUUGCAAAGGUCGCAUUUGGAAGACCACAAAAACAUGCACACAGGAGAGCGACCGUAUCAAUGCAGUUUAUGUGGAAAAAAGUUUACCAUCAAAGGAGUCCUAACCAGACACAUGUCAGCUUGCACGGGAAAUCGACAUAAGUGUGAAACGUGUGACAAAGAAUAUAGAACGAAAUAUAACUUGGAAUUGCACAAACGCUUUCAUAAAACUGAGCAGUUAAAAAAUUCAAGUACAACGAACGAUUCUACAAAAGUGCACGACAAUGGAAAGGAAGGUAAACGGCCAUUUAAUUGUGAUAUUUGCAGGAGAAGUUAUGUUUUAAAGUGCCACCUAAUCAAACAUAUGACCGUCCACACCGGGGACAAACCACUCACGUGUGAUGUGUGUGGCAAAGGAUUUCUUAACAGCAAAGCAUUGAAGAUUCACAAAAACAUUCAUACCGGUGAGCGACCCUACAAGUGCACUGUAUGUGGAAAAAGUUUUGUCAGUCACAAACAUCUCAGUUCACACAAGCCCACACACACGGGUAAUUAUAGGCAUACGUGCGAUGUGUGCGGCAAAGGAUUCGUGCAAAAAUCGCAUUUGGAAGACCACAAAAACUUGCAUACGGGAGCGCGGCCGUAUCAAUGCAGUGUAUGCGGAAAAGAUUUUGCCACCAAAAGUAUCCUAACCAAACACAUUUUACUUCACACGGGUAGUUGUCAUAAGUGUGAAGUUUGUGGCAAAAGUUACAGAACGAAGGAUUACUUGAAAUCGCAUAAACGCAUCCAUACCACUGAGCAGUCGAAUUCGAGUACAACAAACGAAAUAACAAAUCACAAUGACAUUGAGAAGGUAAACCGACAUUCAGAGGCGGCAGGUCCAAGCAUCCAACGCGAUCCACUUGGUUCACUGCAAAACCCGCAUGAUUCUGGUAACGGAGACGACACUACCUAGAGACUAGCAAUUUCUUUUCUGCCGUAAUUGAGGAUCAUGGUUUCUGUAGUUCCAGUUUUCGAAGGUUUUUUUGUUGUUGCAAUUUGUCUCUUUUGAAAGGAAAUUUUGCUGAGAUUUGAAGUAAUUAAAA
Molecule: messenger RNA, 2982 nt
Organism: Malaya genurostris
Lineage: Eukaryota; Metazoa; Arthropoda; Insecta; Diptera; Culicidae
Product: oocyte zinc finger protein XlCOF6-like
Exons: 4
Coding region: 459-2852 (797 amino acids)
Biological process (GO): regulation of transcription by RNA polymerase II
Molecular function (GO): DNA-binding transcription factor activity; RNA polymerase II cis-regulatory region sequence-specific DNA binding
Source: RefSeq, a predicted model, not a curated record